This is a messenger RNA of Salmo salar (Atlantic salmon), 2833 nucleotides long. RefSeq names its product ring finger protein, transmembrane 1 (gene rnft1). Gene Ontology annotation, cellular component: endoplasmic reticulum. Lineage: Eukaryota; Metazoa; Chordata; Actinopteri; Salmoniformes; Salmonidae. Gene Ontology annotation, biological process: positive regulation of ERAD pathway. Gene Ontology annotation, molecular function: ubiquitin protein ligase activity. The record is from RefSeq and is a predicted model, not a curated record.
UAUCUGACACUGAGCCUGUGACCUGCUCUUCUGGCGUAGAGAUUCACGAAACAAAAAUUAAUUGAAGGGGAUUGAUUUAUGGGAUAAAUGUUUGUUGCUUAGCCUACAUCACAUUAGAAGUAAAUAUAAAAACAAUCUAUUUGUCUAUUUCCCAUUCAUUGACUGCUUCGCCGAGUUGGUUCUCUGGUGUUCUCUUUAGUCUUUGACGAAUUUUACGUCAGUUUGCGACGCUGAUGCUGCCGCCUGUCGUAUUCAAGAUGUCUUCCAAACGAUAGGCUUAUGGCUUAGCUUGUUUUUAGAUCGUUUAUUUUAUUUACAUUUUUCGUUAAUUUUGCGUAUUAGAUGGAGAACGGUGGCUUAUCAUGAAACUCCGGACUCAGUAUGACAGGAGUGAUUCCAGAAGAACGUUGAAAUCGAGGGAAUCACCAACUGUGAUGCAACCUAACUCCAGCGAGGUGGGUGCCCAUCAGGCAGGAAAUGGCUUGUCCCUGACUAUACAGCCAGAGCUACUGACCAGGACACCAGCAGGGGCGACCGGGGGCUCUGUCAUCCCAGAGACCAGUGAUGAAGUCCGGGUGCCUAUUCUCUCCAGCGGGCCCGGGGAGCCCAGUGGAGGAGGAGGGGCGUCAUCCCGUAGGUCCAGAGCCAGUUCCAGAACCAGUUCCCACUCCCAUUCACAUGGUGGGGGACACCAGCACUCUCACAGUGAGCCCAGUGAGACAGACCCAGCUGAUGCUGAUCUGGAGUCAGGGGAGCCCAGCACCUCGUUCUCAGAACUGCGCUACCUCUUCCGCUGGGUUCAGAAGAGUCUUCCUUUCAUAAUCAUCCUCGGUGCUAAACUAGUCAUCCAGCAUGCCCUAGGUCUAGUUGUUGGAGUUGGCUUGUUUACAACUUUUCUUUAUGCGAAUAAGAACAUUCAAACCCAAGUCUUUCUUCAGGAUCGUCGGUCAAAAAUAGAGUGCGUAUGGCUGCUCCUCUUCCUGGCGUCCUCCACAUUUCUGCUUUACUACACAUUUCUCACUGAGUCACUUUACUAUUGCCUAAUUUUCCUGAGCCCAGCUGUUGAGCCCCUGGGUUUCUGGGAGGUCCUAUGGGCGGUGGGCGUCACCAACUUUAUGCUCAAGUUCUUCUUCAUGGGGUUCAAGUGCCUUAUCCUACUGCUACCAUCUAACCUGGUGACAUUCAGAGCCCAGGGGCGGUGGUACAUGCUGAUUGAAGAGGUGGGCCAGGUGUACCAGUCUGUGGCCCCCAUCCCCCUCUGGUUCCGCUACCUGAUCACCUACCAGGAGGUGGAUGGCAACACUGGCCUCACCCUGGGAGUCCUGCUGGCUCUGGUCUACUUCAUACUCAAGCUUUUAGGAUUGUAUGGACAGUGGGGGUCUUUCCAGAAAACUGUGAGGCUAUUUCUCAGUGGCGAGCACACGGGGGCAGCAGCCACCAGGAGCCAGUGCAGUGAGGCUGGGGACAUCUGUCCUAUCUGUCAGGCAGAGUACAGGAACCCUCGAGCCCUCCUGUGUCAGCAUAUUUUCUGUGACGAGUGCAUUGCUCUGUGGUUUAACCGGGAGAAGACGUGUCCACUCUGUCGCACGGCCAUCACAGACAAGGUCCACAAGUGGAGGGACGGGGCCACCACACCUUACCUCCAGAUCUAUUGACAGAAAGAGAUGAUGGAAAGUGGAGAGCCUAUGACUUAUGGACACUGUUUGUGAUGUGUGAAUGACAGUUGUAUUGACCGCAAUACUCCACUCCUCAUUGGCUUGUGAAGCUGAUGACCAUACUGUUCCUCCAUUCAUUAAGGGCUGUGCCCACUUCUUGCCAACGUAAGGUCACAUAAAAUUUGGGAUUGGGAUGCAUUCAGCACCGUGGCAUGUUACUGCAACUCCCUCUCCAACCAUCACUUUUCUACACAACUAACUGACUGACUGAAGCUGGUUCUCUCUCUGCAUGGCCCCUUUUGCUAUUUUCAGUUCAUUUUAUUUACAAACAUUUAUCUUUUCUUAUCAUGAUCUGAUUUAAUCAUAUGUUUGUUUUGACGGCCAGCCUAGAAGAACAGAACAGACAGCCUCUGGCUUUAUUAGACAGAGCUGUCAGGGAAUAGCCUGAUCCCAGAUCAGUUUGUGCUGUUUUGCCAACUCCUACCUUUAUUGUCAAUGUCAUGACAAUGACUAUAGGGGGUGCAAGACAGCACAAAUAGAUCUGGCACCAGGCUAGUCAGGGAAUACCUGGAGGUUUCUUCUACCUGUAAAUAGGGGUGGGUUCAUGAGGGAUAUUUAAAUUGUAGUAGUAUUUUAAUCAGAUGUAUUAUGUCUCUCCCUCCAAAGUUAGAACAAAUGUGGAUCACACAAAAACGUGUUAUGUUUUGUGUUUGGUAGAUACCCAGUCUUUCAAACACUUCUCUCUUUGAGUUGCAAAGGUUCCAACAUGUUGUAAAGGGAUUCCAUUCUGUGUCUGAUAGAGGCAGUCCGGAUAGACAGAAGUGGUUAAAGAACAAAAUGUACUCAACAAGUUGAGAAGCAAUUACAAACACAAAGGUUGAUGAUAUUUAAAAAGUUAUUAAUUUGGGGGGCUUCUUAUUUUUAGAUUAAGUCUGAUAUCUCUGCUUUUUAAGAUUUGUUUUCCAGAUGACAAAUAUGCAACACAACUAAGAUUGUUGUGAGAUUGGUUUGAUCCAUAAAUUAUUUUUCUAAAGUGAUGAUGCAGUUGCAUUCUUCCACUCUGGUUUUUAAAAGGAUGUAUCUAUUUUACUACCAUAUUUCAUUAUGUAGUGAAAUCAUUUCAUGUUUUUCUUCCAUAAAGUCUUUCCAUCAACAAAUUAAAUAAAAUAUAAAAUGUU